This is a messenger RNA of Podarcis lilfordi (Lilford's wall lizard), 5556 nucleotides long. NCBI's taxonomy places the organism in Eukaryota, Metazoa, Chordata, Lepidosauria, Squamata, Lacertidae. The record is from the annotation of a GenBank genome assembly.
GAAGGGCGCCGGCUUUCUGGUGCGUGGGGAGGUUUUUCCCAUCCAAGACGUUACGUGACCUCCGCUCUAGCUUUCCUUCCCUAUGGUCACGACGCCUCUCCGCCGGCCAUGAAAUCCGCCUUUGUCACCGUGGGCACGACCAGCUUCGACGACCUCAUCGCCGCCGUGACGGCUCCGGAGGCUCUGCAGGCGAGGCUCUUCCACCUUCUUGCCCUCUCUCUUUUCCCGCUUCUCCCGAAUUUGGCCGCCGUCGCUAGGCAACCGCCGGAGGCGAGCGAUGGACGGGCGGAAACGGCGCGUGUAGCCGGCGUGGCGUCACAUCCGGCAUCUUCUAGCAGUUCUGCGAGCCUUGCUUUUUUUCUGAGUCCCUGUCUGGAAUGUUGCUUCCAAUAAGAAAGGGAACCCCAGUAUUGCUCCGCACUUUGCAUGGAAGGAUAUUGGGGGUGGGGGCGAACGUGAUAGGUGAAGAAAGACAAAGGUGCAGGAUGAUUCCUGCCCGUCCUCUAGCUUGGGUUACUCAGAAGUAAAUUCCACAGUGAUCCAUGGAAGAGACUGCACUGUGCAUUCACAUUAUAAGCAGGCAUAGCUUCUUCCCGCAAAACGUCUUGGAAGCAGCACUUUGGUUGAGGGCGCCGAGUGUUAUUGGGAGACACACGUACACACUAUUCCCCUCACAGAGCUAGACUUUCCUGGGUAGGGGUAUUAUUAUUUAGGGGUAAACCGCUCUAAAAAUUGGAGGUCCAUGAGGGGGAACAUGGGAGUGGGGUCUUCUAGCAACUCUGAGCACCCUUAACAGUUCCCAUUGUACUUUUUGGGGGUGGUAGUGCUGGUGGAAUGUACCUCAGUGGUGCAAUCCAUGUCACGUUUAUCACCAGAAAUAAGCACUCUUAUUGUUUUAAUGCAGGGCUGGGGAUCCUGUGACCCUCCAGAUUUCCCUGGGGGCUUCAGCUUCCAUCAUUCUCAGGCAUACGCCAUUCUGGCUGGGGCUGAUGGGCAAGCCUGUGCAGAGCUGGUCUGAGGCUCAGGGCAGGAGUCUUAGAAUAAACUCCAAAAUCCCUGGUGGGCCUCUGUGGGUGACUUAGCCCUCUGAGGCCCAGGGCAAGUGUACCUGGCUGCCUCCUCUCCUUCACGGGCCUGCUGAUGGGAGCUGCAGUCCAACAUCUGGGCAGCCACAGGUCUUCCAUCUCUGUUUUAAUGGGAGUUAACAGAUACAAGUGGAAUAUCAGAAGUGUAUUAGCAGCCUGUCUGUGCUUGUGUGGCCCUUGAUUUAAAUAUGAAUCUGCCUGGUCGAGCAGCAGCCUCCCAUCUAUGCAGGGAUGAAUGCACCAAAGCCUAGUGGAAUAAAUGGGCUUAAGGGAAUUUAAUUCUGCAUAGGAUUAGUAAGAGACCAGUACAAUUUUAUAGCAAAAUCUCCACCAUUAAGAAUGGUGGAUAAGAAUGGGGGUAAGAAUCCCCACUGGAUUAUGGGGAAACACUUUUGCACACAAAUUGUCCCAAAUUGUCCCUGCAGAGCUACCCUGCUUGCAAUACAAAGUCCAAGGCAAGCAGUAACUAAUUCACAGAAAAUGAUAUUGAAUAUGUGGGUUACAGAUACAAGAUUGCAUUACGUACCUAAUUAAGGUUAAUGCAAAUGACAGUUAUCAUACGUGAUGUACACUAAUUUCAUUUUACUGUUUAUACAUAAAGACUGUCUCACCAGGAAGAUACAAGCACACUGAUAAGUUGCCAAAUGCUCCUAUAUAUUUUUGCGUCUGGCUAGGCUUUAUGUACUUGAAGGGGCAAAUUAGCUCACACUCACAGCAUCUGAUGUGCUAUUCUUGCAUUUAACUUAAGUCAGUACCAAGUCUGAUUGUAAUUUCCUUUCCCUCUACAGGUUUUACAGGAUCUUGGCUACAGCAGACUUGUCCUUCAGGUUGGCAGGGGCACAGUUUGCCCUGUUUCAACCAGCACACCUACAUUUACCCUGGAAGUGUUCAGGUUCAAGAACUCACUCUCUGAAGAUGUGCAAACAGCCGAUCUAGUCAUAAGUCAUGCAGGUAAAACUUCUAUUUCAAUGAGAAAAGUCUUGAUUGGCAUCAACAUAUCCCACCACAUAUGGGAUGUUAAACCAACUGUGCUGUAUCCUCUCCACCACAUUAGUGAGGGUUCCAAGGCUGGCAUAGUUUCACAUCCUUUCUGAUGUUGUGUCAGGAUAACACGGGGCUUUUAAUUUGGUGAAUCAAAGGCCUCCCCAGAUCUGGCCCAGUGCCCUUCUGAGGGGCAUUUUGUCUGGAGAGAGGGAGGUCUGCAGCAUCUUACGGGCUCUUAGCCACCCUUCUACCAAACACAGGAUUGCUUUCUUAAUAUGUGUUUUAUGCCCCUCAGUGUAAUGUUAAGUACAUCAAAUUAAUGGGAGUAUGGAUGUUUGACAAGGUUCCUUCAGAGGAACAAAAGCCCUCAAAAGGUAGAUGUUGCUGGAUAUUCAUUUCUAGCCCUGGUGGUCCUUGGCAUGAAUUCUUGUUCACUGCUAAGUGAAAUUGAAUGUUGUUGCUGAAGAUACACCUCUUUGCCCUGGCUUUUGACACUUGAGAUGUAACACAUGUUUCGCUGAUUGUAAGUUGUUGUAAACUGUUUUUAGCAUUGUGCUUUGAUUGUUGUCACCUUCCCUGGGAUCUUAGUGUGAAGGGUGGGUAAUUUAGUUAUUCUUCAUUGCUGUUUUACUAUUACAGGUGCUGGUAGCUGCUUGGAAGUAUUGGAAGCAGGGAAGCCACUACUGGUAGUUGUAAAUGACAAGCUUAUGGACAAUCACCAGUUAGAACUGGCAAGGCAGCUGUGCAGGGAUGGCCACCUCUUUUACUGCACUUGCAGGUAUGGAUCUUCUUUAACACUGUUUUGGUUGCAAGCUUUCCUGCAAACUUACUUACUUUAUUAUUAAAUUUGUAUACCGUACUACAGCCAUAGGUCUCAGGGCAGUUCACAACACAAAGUUACAAAAACUGUUGAAUCAAUUUAGUGCUGCAGAUCUUAAUCACCCUAUUUACUGGCUCUUGAGUUACCUGAUGCAGAGGCUGUUUAAAGCAAUGUGCAUCUCAUUCCCCCUAACUUGCAGGCAUGGCUCUUCUUCAACACCAUUUAGUUGCCCUUCUGCAAACUAUCCAUGUUGACCUUCCUGGAAGUAAGGAAGCAACAAUGCAUGUCUCAAACCAGUGGACUGUGGCAGGAAGAAGAAUGUUCACAAUCAAUGAGUCUUUUCCGGCCAUUAAGAUACAGCACCUUUUGUAUUCUCUGGCUUAAGCCAGAGCCCCAGCUUCAAGGAAUAAACAUUGAUCCUUACAGAGAUCCCUUCUUCGUUAGCUUUGGAAGCAGAGUCCAGGUGGUGUCAUGACUCCAUUGACCUAUACGAGGGGGACUCCAAGGAGGGGAUGUUGUAGGAAGCAUGUUCAUACAGUUCCUGUUGUGCAGGAGCUGGGUACUCACUCUGAGACUUCAAGACCCCUUCUUGGUCAGCCCUCUGAAGGUACAUAAGCCCCCACCUACCUUGCAGAACUUCAGCAGCCCUGGUUCCAGUCAGUGCCUGGCUGGAAGACCGCCUGAGAACCAAUCAAUGUAAGCUGCUUUAGAUUUCAUAAUGGAAGAAAGCUGGGGGUAUAAAUAAGGAAAUCCAUGAAACACUGAAACAGGACUUGGAAGCUGAGACUUCAUGAUGGUCACCUCAGCCUCCUGAGCUUGACUUUCACACUUGGAAGCUGUAUAACAAAGAUACCAGAAGCACCUUUGUGGGGAGGGUGUUCUGCAGCUUAGGGGCUGCCUCAGAGAAUGCCCUCUCCCAGGCCACUACCACCCAAGCUUCUGAAGGCAGAGGAACUACCAAGAUGGCCUCCUCUGCUGAACCUAACACCUGGGUGUGUAUUUAGGGGGAUAUGUGAGAAAGAACAGCAGUUGGAAGACAACCCUUCAAUAAAUAAAACUCCUGCUCAGUUUCCUUGUCCUCUCUCUAGGGAAAAAAAACCCAAAGCAGCCAAACAAGCAAGCAAAACGUUUUUUUCUGCUCUGUGUUCUUCUGAAAUGUUAUAGUAGAUACAGAACUACCACUGAAAAAAGCAGCCUCCACAUUUCAUUCUUCCACCUAGGACUAGCAGUGCACAAUAUAUGAUACAGAAUCAUUGCCACUGUGAGUUUCCCUGACCUCAAGGAGCAGCCAGUGAAGUGGCACUCAGAGGCAGGAAAACCUGCAGCUUAUUGGAGUGGCAUCUCACAUUUUGUGUUACUGGAUGUUACUAGGAAGAAGGGAAGCAGGACUACUAUUUAUUUAUUUAUUUAUUUAAAAUGGUAGCUGCACAUCUGCUGUAAUGUGCAAAUCCAGCUCAUGGAAAGCUUGUGAAAUUGAUCAUGGGAUCCAGCAUGGUGUAGUGGAUCUAGUCUGGGUGUAGGGAUUACCGUAUUUUUCACUCUGUAAGACGCACCAGACCACAAGACGCACCUAGUUUUUGGAGGAGGAAAACAAGAAAGAAAAAAAAUUCCGAAUCUCAGAAGCCAGAACAGCAAGAGGGACCGCUGCGCAGUGAAAGCAGCAAUUCCUCUUGCUGUUCUGGCUUCUGUGAUAGCUGUGCAGCCUGCAUUUGCUCCAUAAGAUGGACACACAUUUCCCCUUACUUUUUAGGAGGGAAAAAGUGAGUCUUAUACGGUAAAUAUUUGCUCAGCCAGGAAGCUCAUCAGGUAAUCUUGGGCAAGUCACUAUAAUGUAAUCUGUUGUAUCUUGUAGGGCUAUUUAUAAGGGUAAAAGAACUGAAUGAACUACCUCUUCCAAAAUCGUAAUUUUUGUGUGUGGGGUGUUUUUUUGGGGUUAUUUUUCUAUAGGACCCUUCUGAAGACACUUCAAACAUCAGACUUUUCAACCCUGAAGCCUUUCCCUCCUGGACAGCCAGAAAAAUUUGCUGCAUUCUUGGACAAAGUAAUUGGCAUUUGAAUAAAUCAGCUGUAAAAGGAAGCUCACACAUUUGAAACUACUCCUGUAUAUAUAAUUUCAACAUACAUGUGUGCUUGCAGUGGCAAAUGAAAUUAAAAUAUGGGCUGCUUUGCAGCAAAAGAAAACCAAUUCACUGACUUGUAACUUUGACAUGGCCUUAGUGGUCCAGGAAGCAAGCAGUAGCAAAAAUCCCCCCUCCUGCCCACCUCUAAACACGCACUUCUUUGCUCAGCCCUAUUUCAAAUAGGGCACAAUGUCAUUCAGGUUUUAGACUUUUGAUUAUGUUUCAGUGUUGAGUUUGCUUGAGGUUACUUUGCCAUAAACCAUUUAGCAGGCAGUAUCCAUUUGGAUAAGAAAAUGCUUGGGGGAAUAGGAUUUGAUAACGGGGGCUAUAACGUACAGGUAACUUGCAACUUAACAUGCCAGGGAUUACAUUCCUGGCUAUCGUGCGCAUAAGCAAAAUCACAUAAAGCCAGAACACCUCUUAAAAACCAUUAAAAAAAUUACUCGUCUCCAUGGCCUCCUCCGCACCCUCUCCAUCUGCCUCUUCACCCAAACACACUCAGUGAAGGCUGCUGGCUUUCAUUUUUUCACUCUGUGUGCCAUUUCUG